This is a messenger RNA of Schistocerca nitens (vagrant locust), 6070 nucleotides long. RefSeq lists its product as uncharacterized. The annotation marks the transcript as partial. NCBI's taxonomy places the organism in Eukaryota, Metazoa, Arthropoda, Insecta, Orthoptera, Acrididae. The record is from RefSeq and is a predicted model, not a curated record. The transcript is spliced from 7 exons.
CCCCCGCGGCCGCAGCCGCCGCCCGACUCCCUGCUGGACGAGCUGGUGACGCGCAGCGCCGCCUUCCCGCUGCCCUGGCCAGUGCCCGGCGUCCGCUGCGCGCGGCUCCUCCAGAAGCCGGACAUCGACAAGGAGACGCUGGUGCGGAACGUGGACUCUGCGUACCCAGUGAUGCACGAGAAGGUGCUGUACCUGCUGGUGAGCUUCCUGGAGUUCAAGCGGCAGCACGGCUCGGCGCCGGAGCGCUCGCUGUACGCCGACAUGUCGGUGCUCGGCCUGGUCGACCGCCUGCUGCAGCGCCGCGCCGCCGCCUUCUACGGCGACAGGGACGUCUACCUGCUGCAGGACGGAACCAAGGGCAACGGCGGCUGGGAGCUGGUAGGCACGGACGAGGAGCGGCCGCCGCUGGUGCUGAGCGCCUGCCUCAGCUACGACGAGAUCAAGCUGUCCGCACUGCUCUCCGUUUCCUCGCACUCCGUCUUCACCAACGACGGCUGCCGCAACAACCGCGGUGCUGAGACAGACGACGUCGGCAGCUUCCAGCGCCACGGAGUCAUCAUCGGGAUCGUUGGCAGCCGCCUCAGGCGCCCCGGCUUCAUGGAGUAUCAGGAAUUAAUUGUAUCCAAAGAACAAAAUGUGACAGACAAUGGCUAUGGUCAUGAUACCUCAGCAAGCUUGCCAGCGUGCAAGUGGCGGCAGAUAUUUGCAGCUUUCUAUGGAGUCCAGCCUAACUUCCCUCUCUAUGAAGAAGCUUUGGAAAUGCACCAAAAAGAUGUCAAACAAAGUGGAGUGGUGAGAGGCAGUGGUGGUAUUGAUCGCUAUGUGGAGCUGCAGUUAGGAGAUAGAGAUACUCUACUGUUUGACAAUAUGUUGUACCAGCGGCGAAUGUCUGUCAGCUUUGAAACUCUGCUACUGGAAGCUGCAUCUCGUGCUGAGGCUGCUGGAACCACUGCCCUAGUGCACAUUGUGGGAGCAGGCCUUGGAGUAUGGCGCAUUUCAAAGCAUCAGGAACGCCAUUUCCUUGAUGCAUUUGCUAGUUGCAUUCAACGUCUGCUACCAUCACUUUCACAUAUUUCUGAAGUGCGGUUUGCCUGGUUUUCGGAGGGUGCAACACUGCGUGGUGUUGGAGAUGGUGGCCGCGUGGGUCAUGUAAGAGUGCGAUUUUCACAAGCUGAGCCGCAGUCGCGACUGGUAGACAAUCCUGAGCAGCUGCUUGUAGUUUCAUAUGCAUGGGAUGGCAAUGCGCUGCCAGGGAAUGAAUUUUGGUGUGGCAGCUUGACAUCUUCUGGUGACCCAGCAGCUGCGUGCUGCAGCCAGAUCACUGAGCUUCAUACGGCAAGUAUCAACAGUGACAGAGUCUGCGCUAGAAACCUCCACAUUGCAAGUUCUGUGUGGGGUGUGUUGCAUGUGAGUGAAUACGCACGUCGCAUGCUCAAGGCAACCACUAGUGGAGGUGGACAGCCACCGGACAGUGACUAGAAAGAAGGAACAUCACACCUCCAUAACAUGUGAUUUGAAAUUACAUGUAAAUAUUACUGUUCCCAUCAGUCCUUGGAGUAUUAUUACAACAGGAAAUGAAUAAUUUCAUGGAUUAAUUUAACUUAUUGUGAACUGUGGGAGGCACCUGCAACAGCAAGACUAGAGAGAUUUUCGCAGAGGAUUUUUCUGUACUUAUUUCAUAAAGCAAGGGAAUAGAUUUUUGCCUCAAAGUGAUUGAAGUGUGAAUAAUAUACUCAUAAUUUUUACUCUAGGUGUUGCCUUCCAAUGUUUAAAGCUGUAAUGUGGGAGACAAGUUUCGUGAUGAUAUUAGAAAUGUUGUCAAGAGUAAAGGAUUGCAGAUUUGGAUAGACAGAGCUUUAUUUCAUUCCAAAAUAGCAACUGUCAUUGCAAGCAUACUGAGUUUAUACUGUUCCAUGAGAUUAACUAUUAGAGAGAAUUUAUGCAGAAUAAAAAUUGAUGGUUUUAAAGAAAAUAGUAUGUAAGCUUAAGGAAUUUUAAUGUUGAGAUCACCAUAAAAAUAUGUAUGAUCAUUUUGCUUGUGUAUGAGCCAUUUUAAUUUAGUUCAAGUUAGGAUAUUCCUAUUACUCAUUAGCUGCCUAUAGAUAUCUUUUCUUUACUUUUGAAACCUCUCAUGUGAGGCAAGAUCAACUGGAUUACCUGUUGGGAGCCUGACUGUAUAAGAAAGUAAAUGGAGCAUUUUUAGUGCUAGUUGUUACGUCCACUGGGGUACUCGAUAUCAGUCAGGUAAUAUAAAGAUGUGUUCUUUGCUGCAGAUUAAAAUUUUACUGUGUGUGUGUGUUUUCAUAAGACUGAAACAGCACAAAAGAAUUUAUUGACUGUUAAAUCUGGCUUCAUGAUCAUGGUUACUCUCUAGAAAACUUAGAUUUGCUAUUCUUUGUUAGCAGUCUAGUAAUAACACGAGUGUCUGUAUCUUGCAGAUUAUAAGGAGAGUUCAUGCUGCUGGAUGCUAGAUUCUGUAUCUUACAGAUGGGUGUGACUUGAAGAAAGAGGAUUUUUAUAAAAACAAAUUGAGGACAAACAGAACUUAAAUUUAUCCUGUUUUUAAUAGUUAGAGCUCCCUUUUUCAUCAUCUUACAUAACCACAAUCUUAUAAAAAGAAAACUGGAUUAAUAGGAAGUGAUCAAAUUACAAAAUAUAGUGACUAAACAGUUACAGUAGCAUAAUGCCUUUUUGCCAUGACUGGUUUCAGUGAAUGUUUAGUCAAUAAUUCUACACUUAAUGUCUUCAGAACUGCAGCAGUUGCUAUACACUGAUUGUAUAAACAAUCUCACUCAUGUUCACUUAUUGUUGUGAGCACGUUCAAUCAGCAGACCAUCAUCAGACAGAUCUGAAGCAGAAUUAAUUAGGGCAUUGAGGUAAUACUGAAACAUAUCCCUCAACUGUUGAGCAGAGACUUCUGCUGCACCAAGUAAAUGUGACUGAGACAAUUUUUUACAAAUUACUAAGUAGUCAUCACCAGCUUUCCGUGAAAUGUCCUACCUUUAAUGAGUUGUGGUGAAAGAAGUCUCUCUAGAAUAAGUAUUCCUGAAGCACACAGUUGCAUACAAAUGUACUAGUUAAAGAUGCAGAAUCUGCACUAGACACUGUGAGCCCAUGCUCCUCAGACUCAAUAUGUGCGGAAGAAACUGUAAUUCCUCCUAUUUUUUGAAAUGUAGUUUUUCAAUUAAUAAAAUUACACAGUGACUGCACUGAAUUACUGUUGUGAUUGUUGCAGCAAUCAUAUUCAGAUUAUAAUUACUAGCAUGUCAGUAUAUUAACAAGUUAUUACAUGUUCAGGUUCAAAACUGAAUUCGAUACAAUGGAAUAACUGUGUGAUUUUGUUGACUGAAUAAACAUUUUUGAAAGUGGUAUAUCUUUUCAGCACAACACAGUACAUUGCUCUACAAAAAUUUCCUGUUGUAUGCUUCAUAACUAUUCUAGAAGUACACUCAUUGUUCAGACAUUCAUUAAAAGUAACAUUUUGUAGAAACCUGAUUAUGAGCAGUCACUACUCGAAAGAGGUUAUGGCAAUACUGGAUUGUGCAAUUAGAACUGCUUUUAAAUUACAACAGACUUCUACACUUAAUGAUAUGUCCUUGCAUCUUAUAGUAAUCAUGGAAAAAAACAGUUAAUUAUAGAAAUAAAAUUUGUAUAUAUUUACUGGAUGAACCAUGGAAGCAAUGUGAGUCUGUUCAAAUGAAUCCUUGGUUAAAAUACAACUUCUAUUCCUUUCCGAUACCAAAAUGUUCAUGUUGUUGCCUGCUGGUCUUUAGUAAAAACUGAACAGAUUAUUUUGAGUCACUGGUUUUCUCAUCCUCACAGGGAUGAGGAAUGGAGGAGUAAUAGUCUGCAGGCAUAAACAUUACUGAUUUAAAAAAGUUAUGGUUUCUGUCAUGGGAUUAUCUAACAUUUAACAGUGUAAAAUGGUAGGGAUACAGAGCUAAACUGAAUGUGUAAGACUUUCUGUCACUGAACGUGAAAACAUUUUCAUUUGGUGCCAGUUGUUGUCAACAAAAGAAUUUUUUCUGUUGAAAAAUUGCAGUUUUAACUAUAUAUCUCAAAUUUAACAAGACAUGGUAUUUGAACGAUAGUCAUCAUGCUGAAGAAUUUUAAAUGGUUUAGCUAUUACUUUGAUGAGGGAACCCAAAUGUAUCUAGUAAUAUGGAAGUUCUUUUUACAUGAGUAAUAUUAUUUUAAUAUGUGGUGACCAUUCCUGUAUUUUGUUAAAAAUAUAUUUCAUUGUGAACUAAAAUAAAAUGUUUAUAGCUUUUAGUCUUUCUACUGUAUGGUGCUCUUUGAUUAUUCAUGUUUGCAACCACUGCUUGGAACUAGUGCCUUUGCUUGCUUUAUGAUGGAGGAAUCUAAUUUAUAUACUGUCAGUUACUUUAUGUGAAUUAUUGUGUAAUGUCGUUAUAGUUGUCUGAUACAGCUUCAUAUCAUCAUCUUGCCUCAACUUUUGAUAUAUUCAUGCCAAAGAAUUACAGUAUUGUUCUUUCAUGCAUGAUUUUUCUGUUUUGAGAUAGUAUCACCUGGAGUUACUAUCCAUGACUAUACUGCACUUGUCCAAAUUUUUUUAAUAACUAUUUUUCCAUGUUACACAGUACGAACUAUAUUUCAUUGAACUGUUUUGUAUGAUAAACUGUAGAUACCAUUAUGUAUUUGUAAAGGCUUUAUUUAUGUUUGUGUCUAAUUUGUCUCUUUUUUUAUAUAAAAAGAAUUCACUUUUGACCAUUCAUGACAAUUAAUGAAGUUUAAAUGUUGUAGGAAAGUUCUUGUAGAAUGUAGAACAUAAAUACUUUUGGAUUGGAGGAGACCACUCAUUGAAAAGCAGAUGUAUUGAGUUAUCCAUACACACACACACACACACAACAGAAAGAAACCUUAGGUAGCUUUUGGAGAUAUUGAUGUUCUUUGACAAGCUAGAGUAAAAGACACACACACACACACACACACACACACACACACACACACACACACACACAGAGAGAGAGAGAGAGAGAGAGAGAGAGAGAGAGACAAGAUAGAGAGCCACUAGUUCCUCAAGGGAUAACAUUAAAAGCUAGCAACAUAUCUUUCCUUUGUUUGUAGCUAUCAACAACUCAACACUUCCACUUUUCAAUGAGUGGUCUCCUUUAAUCCCAAAGUAUUUAAUUUCUAAAGUUUGUACAACAGAUUUUCAUAGAUCUUAAUGUUGCAAAUUGUGUAACAUGCUAACCCUCUUACCAAAAUAAUGACUAUAUAUUUUAGCCAAUGUUCUGUUCCAUUGCAUAAACAAUAAGGCAGAUUCCAUAUCUGUGUCUUGAUUUCUCUUUUAUAUUUUGUACAAAAACCAAAACAGGAUGAGUGAUAGCACGGAAAUUUGGGAAUUUUGUUAUGAAUAAUGUACAGUUACAAAAACAGGGCUUUAAGAGAGUGAAUUUUAUUGCUUAAAAUGCCAUUUCAGUGGUUAAAGCAACUAUUAUUUUCUACAGGAUUCAGAAUAUGUGUAUAUUUAUGUUGCAGUAAUUGAUGAUUUCUGUGAAUAUAGGGCAACUGAUAUUAAGCUUAUGUUUUAUUAUGAUCACUUGUUUACUAGCCAAGGAAACAGAAGUCUCUGAAGUGUAUGCAACAGAGAAAUAGCUGUUCUUCCAUCACUUUAUCCAUAUUUAACAACUACAGCAUAUUGUGUUAAAUAAUAACUCAAGUAAUGUAUGUUCUUGAGAAGCAGUGCCUAGAUAUCUUUAUCUAAUCAAGUGCACUGCUAUCAUCUAUGUUAUGUUGUAUAACUAACUGCUUCACCAGCUUUGAAAGACUGAACAACAUUCUUAAAAUGAGAGGUACUUACUUGACCAAAGGAUAUAUUUUUGCUAUGACAAUGCAAAGUAGUUUUUAAACUGCAGUUAAUACUUAUAAAUUAUUUCUGCUUAUAAAAAAUAUAUAUAUGUAUGUUGACAGUUUUAUUAUUCAUGUAUUUAAACCUAAGUGUAAGCAAAUUAGUACCCUUUCUUGUUCCAUAGCAGUCAAACCACACUGCUGUAAAAUGUUUAUGAUGAUUGUAUUUUCUAAGAAAUAAAGCUAUGAAGCUAUUAUA